Messenger RNA from Acanthochromis polyacanthus (spiny chromis), 2746 nucleotides. Its product is annotated as tripartite motif-containing protein 16-like. The coding region runs from base 346 to 2019 and encodes 557 amino acids. The record is from RefSeq and is a predicted model, not a curated record. Lineage: Eukaryota; Metazoa; Chordata; Actinopteri; Pomacentridae. The transcript is spliced from 2 exons. Gene Ontology annotation, molecular function: zinc ion binding; protein binding.
AAAUCUGUGUAACUUUUUCAAACUGAGGGUUCAAUGAGAAAUGAGCUCUGCUGUGAAAAGGUUCAACACUCAGCGUCUCUCUCCUCUUCCUGGAAUGAAUCUCAGCCUGAUAACCCUCCUCUUCUUCCUGCUCCCAAACACAGCAGCUCCACUCUGUCCACACAUUUCCUGGUUUCCUCCCCUUCAGAUCUGCACCUUGAACAUGGGUGGAACCAACAUGUGGUGACGUGGAAGAGCUGACAGGCCCCGUUCACUGCAGGAACACGUGAUUUGUAGAUCAGAGCUCACACUAGUUUCAGGAAGGAGGAAGUCAAACUCACACAGUCGCUGUUAGUGAGAGGAGAAAUGGCUGAGAAAGGAGUUCAGCUGGACCGAGAAACCUUCUCUUGUUCCGUCUGUCUGGAUCUACUGAAGGAUCCGGUGACUCUUUCCUGUGGACACAACUACUGCAUGAAGUGUAUUAAAGCCCACUGGGAUGGAGAGGAUGAGAAGAGAAUCUACAGCUGCCCUCAGUGUAGGCAGACCUUCACACCGAGGCCUGUCCUGAUGAAAAACACCAUGUUAGCAGUUUUAGUGGAGGAGCUGAAGAAGACUGGACUCCAAGCUGCUGCUGCUGAUCACUGCUAUGCUGGAGAUGAAGAUGUGUCCUGUGAUGUCUGCACUGGGAGGAAACUGAAAGCCUUCAAGUCCUGUUUAUUCUGUCUGGCCUCUUUCUGUGAGAAACACCUUCAGCCUCACUAUGAUGUGCCUCAGUUCCAGAAACACAAGCUGGUGGAGCCCUCCAAGAAGCUCCAGGAGAACAUCUGCUCUCUCCACGAUGAGGUGAAGAAGAUGUUCUGCCGCACUGAUCAGCAGUCUAUCUGUUAUCUCUGCUCUGUAGAGGAACAUAAAGGCCACGACACAGUCUCAGCUGCAGCAGAAAGGACGGAGAGGCAGAGAGAGCUGGAGGUGAGUCGACAAAACAUCCAGCAGAGAAUCCAGGACAGAGAGAAAGAUGUGAAGCUGCUCCAACAGCAGCUGGAGGCCAUCAAUGGCUCUGCUGAUAAAGCAGUGAAGGACAGUGAGGAGAUGUUCACCCACAUCAUCCAUCUGAUCCAGAAAACAAGCCGAGAUGUGGAGCAGCAGAUCAGAUCCCAGCAGGAGACUGAAGUGAGUGGAGUGAAAGAGCUGAAGGAGAAGCUGGAGCAGGAGAUGAGAGAGCUGAAGAGGAAAGACGCUGAGCUGAAGCAGCUCUCACACACAGAGGAUCACAACCAGUUUCUCCACAACUACCCCUCAGUGUCAGCACUCAGUGAGUCCACACACUCAUCCAGCAUGGACAUCCGUCCUCUGAGACACUUUGAGGAGGUGACAGCAGCUGUGUCAGAGCUCAGAGAUCAUCUACAGGACAUUGUGAGGGACACAUGGACAAAGAUCUCAGUGACAGGGACUCAAGUGGAUGUUUCACUGUCAGAUUCACAAGCAGAGCCAAAGACCAGAGCUGGAUUCUUGAAGUAUUCACGUCGAAUCACUCUGGAUCCAAACACAGCACACAGAAACCUGUUAUUAUCUGAAGGGAACAGAAAAGUAUCAAAUAUGGGUCAACAACAGUCUUAUUCUGAUCAUCCAGACAGAUUCACUCGAAAUCUUCAGGUCCUGAGUAGAGAGAGUCUGACUGGACGUUGUUACUGGGAGGUGGAGUGGAGAGGAAUAGUUUAUGUAUCAGUCGCGUACAAGAAUGUCAGCAGAACAGAAAGUGGGAUUGAACAUGUAUUUGGAUAUAAUGACAAAUCUUGGGCAUUAUAUUGUUCCCCAAACAGUUAUAAAUUUUGGUACAACAACAUCCAAACUCCCGUCUCAGGUCCUCGGUCCUCCAGAGUUGGAGUGUACCUGGAUCACAGUGCAGGUAUUCUGUCCUUCUACAGCGUCUCUGAAACCAUGACUCUCCUCCACAGAGUCCAGACCACAUUCACUGAGCAGAUACAUGCUGGACUUUGGGUUAGUAUUGAUACAAGUGCUGAGUUGUGUAAACUGAAGUAGACAGAGGUGACUGAAGGUGCAGUGAGUCUGAUUGUGUCUUUGAUUCUUUCACUCAUUUAGUCUCCAUCAUUGUUGCUCACAGCUCAUUGUUGUUUUAUUUCUACACUGCACAGAGAUCAACUGUCAACCAAACAGUGACUGUCAGCACUUGUUGAUCUUUUCAUUUCUUCUUCUGCUCAUCUUUGACUUUCUUCCAACUUUCUUUAUUAAAAAAUGACUUUACAUUUUGGUAGAUUUUUCCAGCCCAGAUGUAGUUUGUGCUCUCACUCAGUAAACAGAAUUCAGUUCUUGAGUCCUGACCCACAUCAGAGACAUGUACAGAAUUUGUAUUUCAUGGUUGAUUCUCUGUGGAAAUAUGAUUACGUUUUAGUCCAAUCCUCAUUUUAUUUUACUGAUGUGAUCAUUUUUAAUUUUUUUGGUUUGUGUUUUUCUCGACUGCUGACAAACUUGUGAUUCAGCUUCAUGUUAAUCUACAAAUCCAUGACAAUAAAUGCCACUAAAUGAACAGAACCGGGAUUCUAUCAUUUAGUCUUAUAUUAUUCAUUGAAAUGGUUUUUCAGACAUGAUGAAUUCAACAUUUGAUGAUCAAAAUACUGAACUGUGAGUCACUGGAAAAAAUGAAGAAGAAGGUUAUUUUUGAAAGCAGAGACUCAAAUGAGAGUAUUAUUUUGUGUCUUUUUAUUCUGCCACCAGAUUUCAUGUGUCGAUUUGUACUCCAACCAAAAUG